AUGUUUCUGCAACGUCGGAGCCGAGGCGAUGUGUACAUCUCCGGGAUCAGCAUCACGGAAGACCCCAAGGCCGGUCGAACAGGGCGUCUACCGCACCCACGCGGACGAGCAGUGCUGGUAGCACAUGGUCGUGAGCUGAUGAAGGUGACGAAGGGUUUUCUGACGGAGACGGGUGUGCAGAAGUGGGAAACUUUGGGCUGGGGCAGCCCUUCUUUGUCAGAUAUGGCAAGCAUGGCAGAUCCGGAUAGCAGGAAUGUAAAGACGUGGGUGGAUGAUCUUUACUCUGGCGAGGAGAAAAAGAAACACCGAAGUGAGGCCGCGGCGCGCCUGGAUGCGGCGCUGGGUGGACCUGUACGGCACCUCCGACAACGGGAAGUCGCAGCGCGGAGAAAGUCCCUGUUUGCGAGAAGUGGCGGUAGAGUAGCAUGGCCCUGCCCGCACCGCAGCACAAGCAGCGCAAUGUCGCUGGAAACCCAACUGGAGAAGGUUGGCAAUGCAGUGUCAGCAGGAAUGCAUGAGGUUUAUUCGGGACUCAAUCGGCCGGACUACGAUGUUCCGCCGCAGCUCGGUGGCGACUCGCCAGAGCAAAUCAACUGGCUUGCCAUCCUCAUCCUCGUGGCGGUUUUCCUGUCACUUGUGCUUGGAUGGGUCCUCGACAGCAGGUGCCGAGGAGCGCUUAUGGAGGGCCGGCCACACUUUUGGGCAAUACUACUGCUUUGCACAAGCUACUUGCUGUUAAUUCCUGGAUUGAUCAACCCGGUUUUCAGCUUUAGCAUCGUGAUCAACAUAAUCGGACACCGCAAGAAUGUUGAACCGGAAGCUGGCCACCCAGUCUGCACUGAGACUACAACUGGUUUGGCACACCUUCUUUGGAAAACAGGCUCUCGGAUUGGUGCGUUCCUGGUUAUCCUGUUUUCGAUGGUCAUCCCUGCCUUCGAGCUGGUCAUGCUGGUUCUGGGUGAAGUCUUUCGCUUCACUUCGGCGAGGUGUGCCGAGAUAUUCCGAUGGGUCAUUCUGUGGGUACAGCAUAGGUCUAAGUGGGCUUCUCCAGAUAUGUUCGCCUAUGUGCUACUGGUCGACUUGGUGCGAACCCUGGAUCAGGAGCCACUAAUUCUGUCGAGGGCAAGGCUGGAGAUCGGCUUCUCCUGCUUCAGCACCUUCGUGGUGACCGCAACUGUCUCAUCUUUGGGCGUGCCGCUACCACAGGCAAGAUCUCGGAAAUCGGUUCCGAUCGCGCCUGUGGCGCUGCGACACCUUGGAGAACGUGGAUUGGCCAUUGCUGUGAGUUUGCUCGCGUUGGCGUUCGUCCCACUCUUUUUACACGGAUUGCAUGCUCCGUGCAUGUCUUUCCACAUCGAGACGAAGCAGCUCUUUCCUCCAUAUGGGCCUUUGCCAGAAUCAGCGCGAACUGUAGUUGACAUCUUGGACUUGAGGCACUUGCUCAGGUCAGAGACGAGCAUCGUCUCAUGUGUCACAGACUACAUCGGCAGGCUGUACGAGUGGGAAGCCAAUACAUUUCUCUCGCUCGCUUUGAUCUCGGUGUGUGUUGUGGGAAGCACGUUGUUGGAUAUGCUUGCGCUGGUGUUGGCUGCCUUGCACCUUGCCAGUGGUAAAGGCUAUGCAGCUCUCAAUAAACCACAUGCAGAGACGGAUCAGCCCAGUGGACAGCCAGUCCUCGUGCCCACGAGCUGCAAGUCGAUCACCAUUGCGCGGAUCGCGCGAAAAUUGUCAAUGUUGGACGUAGCGAUGGUCGGCGUCUACUUGGUUACAGUGUGUAUGUCCAUGUACGCCAAGUACGGAGUUGUUGUGUCUUUGGAGCACGGAAUGCUCAUUCUGCUGGGUGCAGAACUAGUUCAUGCUCUCACCUAUCACCUUGUAGACUCCGCUUUUUCAUACUGCGAGGAGUUGCAGGCAUUUGACGAGGAAGCUCUUCGGUCGAAGACAAAGAAUGAGGGCGCAGAAGUUGCUCCACAUGUUGAUCUUGGCUGCUGUGGCACUUGGCCGAAGCUCUUGAGAUAUGUUCCCAUGAAGGCAAUGUUCUAA
Symbiodinium necroappetens is the source of this 2043-nucleotide messenger RNA. NCBI's taxonomy places the organism in Eukaryota, Dinophyceae, Suessiales, Symbiodiniaceae. The record is from the annotation of a GenBank genome assembly.